This is a messenger RNA of Camellia sinensis, 3231 nucleotides long. The record is from RefSeq and is a predicted model, not a curated record. Lineage: Eukaryota; Viridiplantae; Streptophyta; Magnoliopsida; Ericales; Theaceae.
AUGGUGCUACUACAAGAAAAUAAGAGAUCCACAAUUGAUGAAAAGUUUGUUAGAUCAAUCUGGGGCAGAGAACAAAUGGAUUUCAUGGCAGUUGAUUCAGCAGGAGCUGCUGGUGGCCUAUUAUGCAUCUGGAACCCAGAAGUAUUUCAAUUGGUUGAUUGCUGCAGCAACAGGUACUUAAUAAUUUUAUCAGGUACUAUCUAUAACAGUUUUGAGUGUGUGAUUUUAAAUAUUUAUGGUCCAAAUGAUAUGCGGAGGAGAAAGGUGGUGUGGGAUAGCUUGGCUCGAUUAAAGCUGGUAUACAAUAAACCUUGGUGCUUGGGAGGGGACUUCAAUGAGAUCAUGAGUAUAUCAGAAAGGAAGGGGUGUUCUAGGCGAGAUAAAGGUAUGAGGGAGUUUAAUGAGUUAAUUGAUAAUCUUGAAGUGGUCGAUUUAUCAAUGAUGGGAAGAAAAUUUACUUGGUGCAAUUCUCAGGAGGGGGAGAAGUGGAGUCGAAUUGACAGGUUCUUGCUUAGUCCAGAAUGGCUACAAAUGUUUAAUUUUAAGUUUUGGGGGCUGCCUCGGAAGGUCUCAGAUCACUGUCCUAUUUUGUUGAUGGAGGAUGAGAGAGAUUGCGGCCCAACUCCUUUUCGAUUUCUAAAUGCUUGGACCCUACAUCCUAAGUUCAGAUCUUUUGUGGAAAAUACGUGGUUAGAAGCUAAUGUGGUGGGUUGGGCUGGUUUCAAAUGUCUUCGGAAGCUCAAAAUACUAAAACUGGCAUUGAAGCAGUGGGCUAAAGAAGUCUUUGGUGAUGUGGAGCAUAAACUUAAUCAAGUUGAAGAGGAGAUUCAUGCACUUGAUAUAAGUGCUGAAGAAAGACCAUUAUCUAUGGCAGAGCAAGCUAGAAGAAGAGAGGCUAAAGGCGUGGCUUGGAAACUAAGUAAAAUAGUGGAAUGGGCAUGGAUACAAAAAUCCAGAAUCAAGUGGCCAACACAAGGGGAUAGGAACACAAAAUUUUUCCACAUUAUGGCCAGCUCUAGGAGAGUCAGAAAUUCUCUAUGCUCAAUAGCAGUCAAUGGAACUGUUAAGGAGGAUCCUGUGGAGGUGAGGGCUGCAGUUCAACAACAUUUUAUUAACCAAUUUACUGAACCAUGGCGUAAUAGACCAAGGCUAUCUGGGCCUUUCGUAUCCAUUGGGGAUAGAGAAGUUGUUGAGCUCUUGGAAGCUAAGUUUUCAGAAAAUGAGAUUGUAGCUGCAGUUAAGAGUUGUGAAGGAAACAAAGCACCUGGACCUGAUGGGUUUAAUCUUAUGAUGUUUAAAAAGUGUUGGAAGGUGAUCAAGGUAGAUGUGCUGCAAUUCAUGCAGGAAUUCCAUCAAAAUGCAAAAUUGGUCAAAGGUAUUAAUAGCUCUUUUGUUGCUUUGAUUGCGAAGAAUGAGAACCCCUCUGGUUUGAAUGAUUACCGGCCUAUUAGUCUCAUUGGCUCUUUGUAUAAAAUUUUGGCAAAAGUAUUAGCUAACAGAAUUAAAACUGUGCUGCCUAGAAUUAUUAGUGUUGCACAAUCAGCAUUCAUUGGGGGCAGAAACAUCUUAGAUUGGGUGUUGAUAGCCAAUGAGAUUGUGGAUGGAUGGAAGAAGAAUAGAAAGAGUGGCAUUGUCCUAAAGUUAGACUUUGAAAGAGCUUAUGACUCAAUCAAUUGGAAUUUCUUAUUUACUAUGCUUUCAAAUUUUGGCUUUGGGGUUAAAUGGAUUAGUUGGAUGGGAGUGUGUCUCAUCAGCCAGAGUUUCUAUUUUGCAAGGGUUGCUAAGGAAUUUGUGUCAAUUCAAUCCAAUUUUCUAUGGGGUGGGGAUGGCUUCAGUAGGAAAAUACAUAUGGUCAAAUGGAAGGAGAUUUCUAAAAGCAAACAACAGGGGGGUCUAGGGGUUAAAAGGAUUAGACUUAUGAAUGAUUGCCUCUUAUUGAAACGGUGGUGGAGGUUUGGGGUUGAACCUAAUGCUCUGUGGAAACAGGUGAUAGAUAACAAAUACAAUCAGGUGGGUGUAGGGUGGUGUCCAGAACCUGUCGAUGACCCCAGGAUCUCAUGUAUAUGGGCUGACAUUUUGGGUGUUGCUAGAACCAGACCUGAUCUGGUGGAAUUCUUUAAAGAAAACUCUGCUCCAGUGAUUGGGGAUGGGAAAAACACUCUGUUCUGGAGAGGUACAUGGUGUAAUAAUGUGUGCUUGAUGGAAGUUUUCCCUAGGCUCUAUUCCUUGUCUUUGGAAAAGUUUGAUUCUGUAAAUGUGAUGCAUAUCAGAAGAAAUAGUGAGGUGGAGUGGAACCUCAAUUUUAGAAGAUCAUUUUUUCAAUGGGAGGUGGAGGAUUUGAAUAGGUUGAAACUGCUGCUGAGUAAUGCUCCAGUCCUUAGAGAAAAUAUGGCUGAUGCUUUGCAUUGGAAAGCAGACCCAUCAGGAUACUUCACUGUGUCCUCUGCUUAUAAGUGGUGCGAUAAUUCCUUAGGUACAGUGUUUAAGGUUUCAGAUCUGUUAUGGAACAAUGUUUCUUCACCUAGAGCUCAAUUCUUUGGUUGGUUGGCAUGGAAGGGAAGGCUAAAGACUUCCAGCUUUUUGCAACGAAUUAGAGUGCUCUCUGAUGAGGCCAAUGUGAGUUGCAUUUUCUGCAAUGAGGAAGUGGAGAGUGUAAAUCAUGUGCUUCUUCUUUGCCCUUUUGUUUGGAAGGUUUGGUCACAUAUGCUAAAAUGGUGGGGAUUGCAGUGGGCUCAACCUAAUACUGUGAACUGUCUAUUAGAUUGGUGGGCUGGUACAAAGCCGAAAAAACAAGAGAGGGUAUUCUGGAAAGCCAUGCCUCUGGCUGUGCUUUGGUCCAUCUGGAAAUUAAGAAAUGAUUGUAUCUUUAAUGACAUUCAUCCAAAUUUUGAGGAGCUGUGUGAGGUCAUUAAAGUGCGAGUUGCGAUGUGGAGCAAAGAUGCUGGCUCUUUCUGCUCAGGUUAUUCAGUAAUUGAUAUUGUGAAUAAUCUGCAGCAGAGAGUACAUAGUGUCCGUUGUUUGAAGUCUGUGUGGGAAGGCAGCAUCAAACAGCCAUGGUCACUGCCAGUAAUUGAUCAGAACUUAUACUACUUGGGGUUGAAGAACACAUCAGCAACAUUUGUAUCUGCUGUUGUCAUUGUCCUCCCUGCCCUUACCUUUAUCAUGGCAAUAAUUUUCAGGGCUGCUGUAGUUCAAGGCAAUGUGUUUGGUAUGACUGUUGGGCUGUUGUAA